AUGAAGAUUAGACGAGACUCGCUCGUGGGAGCGGCAGGCCCUUUUGAUCAGAACCAACAGCCGCCGAGGCUGCGGGAUAUCAGGCUCGAAUGUGUCUCCAAGGCGGACCAGGACCAGGACACGGCCUGCCCCUUACCAGACCAAGAAGCCAGCCCCCAGCCAACCCAGCCGCAAGUCCUCACCUUUGACUGCAGCCACGUCGGGGAGACGUACAACACCAUGUGCUACGACAUCAAAUGUCACAAGCUCCCCAGCAAACUGACCUGGGAAAAUCCCAGCGACCCUGCCAGGGACGGCCGCCGCACCUUGGCCGGGUGUGGCUCUAUGAAGGACCCCGCCAACCCGCCGGGCAAGCCUAAAUAUAACAACCGGUGCGCGCGUGCGUCGUUCGCCAACGGCUACAACUGCGACGAGUGCCCCUUCGCCUCGGCCGCCUCGGCCGGCCGAGGCGGGCAGAUCAACCGCUGCGUGCCUAAAGGGGACAACAGCAAGCAAGGGGCUAAGCUCGGGGACCUGUACCACGGCAAAAACGAGAAGCCGUACAAGUACUGCACGGGCGACUGCAAGCCUGACGGGAACACCUUCCAGAAGUACGACGACCUCAGCAGGAGGAAAACGAAGCGGUCGCUGGCGGGAGAGGUGGUCCGGUGCAAUGACACGGCGAGUGAGGACGACAUUGCUUUGGGCACCCGGUCGCUGACUGCCGAGGACAAUGCCGCAUCGGACAGGAUACGUCUUAUAGAAGGGCUUCAAUUCCAUCGCGGAUAGACUAUACAUACCAUCAAAGACUACCGGAGACACACUCAUCAAACAAAAAAAGGCUCA
Messenger RNA from Gaeumannomyces tritici R3-111a-1, 825 nucleotides. RefSeq lists its product as hypothetical. Bases 1 to 768 code for a protein of 255 amino acids. The transcript is spliced from 4 exons. Lineage: Eukaryota; Fungi; Ascomycota; Sordariomycetes; Magnaporthales; Magnaporthaceae. The record is from RefSeq and is a predicted model, not a curated record.